AUGAAGGGGUUUACACCUGCUCCAAAGGGGCGGAUACGGACAUCUGUUGGUCACAAAUACCUCGAAGCGUUACAAUCGAAAGCAAAUGGUCAUUCCGACUGCUCAAAUUCGUCGUCGUCACCACCAAGUGUGCAUCAGAGUCCUGGCUUGGACUUGCUGAUAUUAGGGAUCACUUCUGGCACGGCUAUGGAUGACAUUGACUUUGCGCUAUGCCGGUUCACUCAAGAGUCGCCAGAGUCUCCUUUAUGUCUUGAUUUGAUCAAGUACGAUUCUGUCGUGAUGCCCUCGAAGAUUCGAACAGAUAUAUUUUCCAUGUUACGAGAAGAUGCAGCCCCUCCGAGCAUGCUGUCCCAAAUGGACGCCGAGAUGGGUCACACGUUUGCAAACGCAAUCCACCUUUUCGCACACAAGCACGGCAUAUCGAUAGAUGAUAUAGACAUGAUCGGGUCUGGAGGACAAUUGAUAUCGUUGACGGGGACGCCACCAAAAGGGCAGCAUAGAUCAAACAUGUGUCUUGGGGAAGGAGCUGUGAUCUCAGCAAAGACAGGCAUUACAACUGUCUCGGAUUAUCGAACAGCAGAGCAAGCUGUUGGCAGACAAGGAGCACCACUAUUCGCAUAUCUCGUUGGGUUAUUGCUUCACCAUCCUACUCGACUCCAAAUAUGCAUCACGAUCGGCGGUAUUACCACGGCCUGCUUCAUACCCCCCGAUAAUUGUGGAGGAAUUGACGCUAUGUACGACUGGGACACUGGUCCAGGAACUUGCAUGAUCGAUUCUGCCUUCCGCCAAUUCGGACUCGACCCCACUACUGACCAAGCCUCAUCUCUCCUACACGGUCAGAUCUGCCACGAAGUUGUCGAAGAACUCCUCACAUCCGACGAGUACCUUUCUAGCCGGCCUCCCAAAACCACAGCCCGCGAGAUCUACGGUGAUGCAAAAGCGCAACGAAUCGUUUCGAUGUGUACCUACCGUGGCUGUACUCCCGCAGAUACCAUUGCGACUAUGACACGCUUCACAUCCGCUUCUAUUGCUCAGCAGAUGCUUCUAUUUGGGCCAGGCAGAGAUGCUAUCAAUAAUGCAGAUAUCGUAGUCGACGGCAGAGGCAUGUUCAACAUGCAGCUGAUAUCUGAUCUACAGAACGAGUUUCCUGGAGCUAGAUUCGGAUCAUUUGAUAAAACAGGCGUGCCUUCAAAUGCAAAGAAAGCUGUUGGAUUCGCCAUGCAAGCUAUGGAGGCAUUACUUGGUCGAGCGUUACCUGUCCCAACGAACGCAGAUGUGAGAAGGCCAAAUACAAUUACAGGGAAGCUGGCUCCGGGUCUGCGAUGGAGAGAAGUCAUUGAGAAGAGUGUGUCGUUUGGUGGGGCUGGAAGAGGAUGGGAAGGCUUGCCUGAAGUGAGGGAGUUGAUUGUUAAGCAGAAGGGAUAA
Molecule: messenger RNA, 1425 nt
Organism: Mollisia scopiformis
Lineage: Eukaryota; Fungi; Ascomycota; Leotiomycetes; Helotiales; Mollisiaceae
Product: UPF0075-domain-containing protein
Exons: 2
Coding region: 1-1425 (474 amino acids)
Biological process (GO): peptidoglycan turnover; amino sugar metabolic process
Molecular function (GO): phosphotransferase activity, alcohol group as acceptor; ATP binding
Source: RefSeq, a predicted model, not a curated record